Molecule: messenger RNA, 1101 nt
Organism: Fonsecaea multimorphosa CBS 102226
Lineage: Eukaryota; Fungi; Ascomycota; Eurotiomycetes; Chaetothyriales; Herpotrichiellaceae
Exons: 2
Coding region: 1-1101 (366 amino acids)
Biological process (GO): spermine transport; transmembrane transport; spermidine transport
Cellular component (GO): membrane
Molecular function (GO): spermine transmembrane transporter activity; spermidine transmembrane transporter activity
Source: RefSeq, a predicted model, not a curated record
AUGUCAGAUGUGGUUGUCGAGAAAGGUGCCAACGGAAGGAACAGCGGCUCCUCACCUACUUCAGGUUCAACGAAUGAGCCAGAUGAACCCCACAGGCCCAUAAAUGCGAAGAGCUGGAGUUUGGGGAUGAAAAUUUAUCAUACUGCUAUUCCUUGCUUCUUGGCCUUUUUGAUCACGUUUUCCGCAUCCGUCACAGUUCCUGCCACUUCUGCAUUCAUGGCCGAGUUCAACAUCAAUCGUACCGCAGCCCUCCUCCCAGGAACCCUAUACAUGCUGGGUUUGGCAUUCGGCCCCCUCAUUAUGGCGCCCCUCUCAGAGUUUGUUGGUCGUCGUUGGCUGUACAUGGUAACCUCAUCGAGCAUCAUUGCGUUUGCAGGAGGUUGUGGAGCCGCACAAAAUUUUGCCACACUUUUAAUCUGCCGGUUUCUCUGUGCAUUUUUGGGAUCAGCUGGAGUUGCUAUCGGUGCGGGAACAAUCCUCGAUGUUUGGGGUACGGAAAAAGCUGGAGCGUUGGCAAGGCUUCUCUUCAUCUGCGGUCCUUUCUUGGGGCCGUCACUGGCCCCACUGACAGGAGCAUAUGUUAUGCACGAGUACCACGGUGAUUGGAGAUGGACUCAGUGGGUGGUAGCCUUGAUCGGCUCGCCCAUCUGGAUUUUAGUCCUCUUCAUGAAAGAGACUUCUGACUCUCGGGUCCAACACAGUGCUAAACACUCAGGCCGUUUCCGCCUGGUGCAAUUGGCCUUGUCGACACUCAGGGCGGCAGUGCUCCGUUCAAUGACCAUGCUUACCACGGAGGCUAUUGCAUUCUCAAUAACUCUAUACACUGGAUAUGCAUAUGCAGUGGUUUUCAGCUUUUUUGCGAGUGCCACUUAUGUCUAUGAACUAGACUAUGGUUUCAACACUCGACAGAUUGGCCUGUCUUUCAUCAGCGUGGUCGUCGGUUAUGGUCUGGCUGCUGUCAUGCACAUCAUAGUUGACAAGACGCUUUAUGCUCGAGCUGUGCGGCAAGCAUCAGGUGGCCGUCCAGCACCGGAGCACCGACUGUACGCCGCUAUGAUUGGAAGCAUCUUCUUGCCCAUUGGACUCUUCUGGUUCGUUUGA